AUGCUCCCGAGACCUUCCGGCAUGCGCCUUGGAAAGGCCUGCUGCUAUGAAGGUGCACGGUUUCCUAGUAAUACACAGGCAUCACCACUACGCUCCCAGCAGGAUACGACCCCACUCUCAGCGUCUACCGGCCUUGCUGAGACAACAGCUCUGUCGCGGUUUUUUCUCGAUUCAGAUGCAUAUCGUCCUAUGAGUCUCGAUGCGAUACCAAAAAUCGCUGCGCCUGAUGAAAUCCAUGGCCUCCUCGGCUCGCAGAGUGACAUCGACACAGUCUACUUGGACUACUUUUCUGGAACCCACCGCUGGCUUCCUAUUCUGAGUCAAAAGGAAAUGUAUGAGAGAGCAUGUACCACUGACUUGAAACUAGACGCCGGUUUCUCGCUUUUGGUGUUGAGUAUGAAGUUGUCAUCCACUCCCAUCGAGAUGCAAGACGUGCACUCGUCGCUUUAUAACGCUGUAACAGAGCUGUCGUUCAGCCUGGAAAACAACGGCCUUUUGUCUUUAGAUUUGAUCCAAUCGCUCAUCUUGAUGUCGAUAUACCAAGUCGCGCAUGGGUUAUACCCCGCUGGCUUCAUGAGCGUUUCACGAGCAGCACGAUUAGCAACUCUCAUGGGCCUGCAUAACAGGGACAAAAUCCAGUUAUACGCAAAACCAAACACAUGGACAGGACGAGAAGGCGAAAGAAGGACAUGGUGGGCAAUUAUGAUUCUCGAUGUAUUCACCAAUAUGAAGAUCCCCGGCUUACCCCCUGCCACACCCCCACCAGGCACCACAGACCUCCUCCCAUGCACAGAAGACGCAUGGGAUAGCGGCCAAGUGGCCUCCAACCAGCCAGUAUUUGUCGACCACUCCCCAGUCGAUUUCUCGCUCGGCCUAUUCGCCAAUACAUGCCAGGCCGCACAUCUUCUAGGGAAUGUAGCGCGGCACCGGGACCGCAAUAACACCGAUCCUGCAAUCGACCGCCGUCUUUACCUCUCAGAAGCCUACCAGAUCCAUCUAACGCUCGUGUCGCUGGGCUUACAUCUAAGCCAGAUAUGUUUCGUUGGCGACGGCGAUAUUGAGAAGAGCCACUUCGUAGCCAUAGCGCUGUGCUGCUGCGCUCGGAUAACGCUGUAUGGGAUAUACGGGUGUAACGAGAAUUCGUCCACAGGGGGAACUCGAAUAGUCGAGGAGAUAUCCAUGCAGCAAGCCUCAAUCGAAGGUCUAUAUGAAGUUGUCGAAGAUGUAAGCCGUCUGGCGGAGUCUAUCCUGCGUUAUGCGUCUGUAUCAGAUGAUGCAAGACUUUGCCGUCUGAGUCCGCUGUUCAGUCACUGUCUUUACCUGGCUAUAUCCGAGUCUGCGUGGUUCUAUCGCGAGGAGAAGAGUGUAGCUAGGGCGAAGCAGUUGCAGGGGAUUAUUGAGGCGUUGCGGGCUCUGGGAAGGGUUUGGAGGACUGUUGAUGGUUAUAUGGCACUUCUUGAGGAUGAGGGUUCUCUUAUGUCUCAUGACUAG
Molecule: messenger RNA, 1491 nt
Organism: Aspergillus puulaauensis
Lineage: Eukaryota; Fungi; Ascomycota; Eurotiomycetes; Eurotiales; Aspergillaceae
Product: fungal specific transcription factor domain-containing protein
Exons: 4
Coding region: 1-1491 (496 amino acids)
Biological process (GO): DNA-templated transcription
Cellular component (GO): nucleus
Molecular function (GO): DNA binding; zinc ion binding
Source: RefSeq, a predicted model, not a curated record